AUGGCACCUCAAGGCCGCUCGUCGGCCUCUCUGGUCGUGCUCGCGGCUGCGCUGCUCGAGGCGGCGUCUGCCUUCCCAGCACAUUUGAAACCGAGAGCAGCGGCGGCUCCGUUUGCGCCGAUUGACCCUCAGAACUGGGUCAAUCCGGACAACAUGACUUGGGACGACUUUGUUGCUCCACCGAGCACAUCUUGGAGUGACCCUGCGCGCAAAGGGAGGGACCGCAACUUCAACAUCGCCAUGGUCGCUGUCGACUAUCCUGACAGUCCGUUUGUUGUCACCUUGGCCGCCAACUCUGAUAUCUUCGGCAACCCGCAGCCGCUCGCCGCUGGCCUGAAGCGCGAGGACGUUCCCAACUUCUACCACGACCUGCUGAACGUGCCGAACGAGCUCAAUGAGGGCCACACUCUGCACGAGUACUGGAUGGGCGACUCAUUCGGCAAGUACGGUGUGGAUUUGACAGUCUUCGGGCCCUACCGCAUGCCAGCCAAGAGCUAUCAGUACGGUAUCGAUGACGAAGAAGGUGGAUUCAACGAAGAUGCCUGCCCCGAGGGCCCACCAUGCUCGGUGGACCUUCGAACAGACGCGCUCGGCGCAUGGCGUAGUGAUGUUGGCAAUGCGACAGCUGAUGCAUACGAACUGGCUUUCAUCCUUUCUGCGGGACAGGAUGAGUCGUCGACGUGGCAAGAGUUUGGAGAGAUGAAAUUCCUGAGCAAGGAGGACGUUCCUGAGGAGUUUGGACCGCCAGCCAACAGCUCGCUCCCCAACCACGCCAACACUCGCUAUGUUGAAUGGACUUCGUGGGCUGCAGCUUCCACCAUCUGGCCCAACGCUGGCGGAGGCUCCUCCACUCAGGGUGAAUCGAGUGGUAUGGCUACCUUUGCGCACGAGCUGUCUCAUCUCCUCGGCAUCGGCGACAACUACAACAACCCCUACAGCGUCCCUCCUCGCCGCGCGUACACUGGACCGUUCAGCAUGCUGGAUCGCGGAUCCUUCAACGGCCCCGGCGGCCCUCACACACGCUGGCAAAUUCCUCCUGUGCAGGGCGCAUCCAUGGGGUCCCUCCACACGAUGCGCGACAAGCACCAGAUCGGGCUGAUCGACAACACACCCGUGUUGCAAGUGUCGCGCUCUGGGCUUGCGACGUCUGGUCCGGUGGUGGCUGAGAUUACUGCGCGCUCCGUCGAUCCCGGCAGCGGCCUCAUGGGCCUGAACAUCACCUUCGGCGGCUCUGGCGACCUGGCACGCGCAUGCAACACGUCUCUCGACGCGCUCUGCGACGGCGGCGGGUACAACAACUACAACAUCGAAGUGGUCGACCGGAUGGGCGCCGACUCCUUCUGCCCCGACUCCGGGGUCAUGAUCAGCAAGACCAAGAACAGCGACCGCACGCAGCCAUUCCAGUGGGUCAUCGACGCCAACCCACAAGACGCACACGUUGUGGACUUUUACCUGCCCAACGGCACGGCACGGUACUGGAGCAUCGGUGAUUACAGACAGCUAGUCGACGCGCUGUUCCACGCCGGCACAAACUCGGGCAGUGCGUUUGAGCACGUCGACGAGGCGAAUGGCUUGCACUUGUACGUGCUGGAUAUCAACAGAGAUGCAUCUGGGACCUUGAAGUACACGGUUGGCGUUCGCUCGACCAACGACACUCUGACGGCCAAACACGACGUCAAGCUGCGCCAGGGCACCGUAUCUGGUACCUCGUCGUCAGAGGGCACCGUAUCUGGUACCUCGUCGUCAGAGGGCGUGUGGUGCACGUUCCAGCUCGACAACACGGGCACGGCUGGCGCCAACACCACGAGCGCCCACCCUCAGGACCUGUCUGCGUUCCUUGGGUCGGACAUUUUUCGUAUCGAUGCGGACGUCGAGGGAGAGGGCUGGGAGGUUGGUGUGCCUAAUGCCGUUGCGCACGCCAAGUUUGGUGCGAGCACGCACGUCAAGGUCGCUGUGCGCAGCGGGUAUGGAGCCGUGGACACGGCCACGGUGAAGCUGACUGUGACGAGUGAGAGCGACCCCAGGGUCAGGGCGCAGGAGAGCUGCAAGGUGCAGGCUUAG
Messenger RNA from Didymella exigua CBS 183.55, 2061 nucleotides. RefSeq names its product M6 metalloprotease. The coding region runs from base 1 to 2061 and encodes 686 amino acids. The record is from RefSeq and is a predicted model, not a curated record. The transcript has 2 exons. Gene Ontology annotation, biological process: proteolysis. Gene Ontology annotation, molecular function: peptidase activity. Lineage: Eukaryota; Fungi; Ascomycota; Dothideomycetes; Pleosporales; Didymellaceae.